CUCAAGUCCGGUGUGAACCAGAACCACCACAAAGGGAGAAAACCACUUGCUCUACCCAGUGAUUCUCUUUUGCAAGAACAUCAAGCUGUCUCAUCAUACAUUGUUGCAACUUGCAACAGAAUUGUCGGCUUUUUCAAAUAAGAAGUUGACGUUUGUGGAAUUCAGGAUAAGCUCUAGUUAUUCCAACCAAAAGCUAACUCACUUUCUUUCCUCACUGACUAGAUCUAAGAAUGGGGAAAACGAAAGAAUUGAAAUUGCUAUGCAUCUUGCUGCUUUUCUUAGUAUCAGUUACUGCCAACAGAAGUAGCUCAUCUCAGAACCAGAGUCUGGAGAUUCAAACCCACUUGAAGAACUUGAACAAGCCUGCAGUCAGAUCCAUCAAGAGUCCAGAUGGAGAUAUAAUUGACUGUGUACGAAUUGCUCAUCAACAUGCUUUCGAUCACCCGUUACUCAAAAACCAUACAAUUCAGAUGAGACCGACUUUUUACCCUGAAGAUCUUUUUGGACAAAACAAAGCCUCCUCCAAAUCCAAGCAACAAUCAAAACCUGUUAGCCAGCUGUGGCAGUUGAAUGGAAGAUGCCCAAGAGGCACUGUUCCCAUUAGGAGAACUAAACAAGAUGACGUGUUAAGAGCAAGCUCUGUCCAAACAUUUGGAAAAAAGGUGCUACGAACCAUUCCUCAACCAAGUUCUGCAGGUCCUAAUCUUCUCACUCAAAGUGCCCAUCAGCAUGCAAUUGCAUACGUGGAAGGAGACAAGUAUUAUGGGGCCAAGGCAACCAUAAACGUUUGGGAACCCAAAAUCCAACAGCCUAAUGAAUUCAGUCUGUCUCAAAUCUGGAUCUUGGGAGGUUCUUUUGGGGAAGAUCUCAAUAGCAUUGAAGCUGGUUGGCAGGUCAGUCCGGAUCUGUAUGGAGACAACAAUACGAGGCUCUUCACUUAUUGGACUAGUGAUGCCUAUCAAGCAACUGGUUGCUAUAAUCUUCUAUGCUCGGGCUUCAUUCAGAUCAACCGUCAAAUAGCAAUGGGAGCAAGCAUCUAUCCUGUGUCUAGCUACCGUAGUUCCCAAUACGAGAUCACAAUACUUGUCUGGAAAGACCCUGAAGAAGGUAACUGGUGGAUGCAAUUUGGAAAUGAGCAUGUGUUGGGGUAUUGGCCAGGCUUCCUCUUUCCCUACUUGUCUGACAGUGCAUCGAUGAUUGAGUGGGGAGGAGAGAUCGUUAACUUUGUAUCUGAUGGACAACACACCUCCACACAAAUGGGCAGCGGCCAUUUCCCUCAAGAAGGCUAUGGCAGGGCCAGUUACUUCAAGAAUAUUCAAAUUGUUGAUGGAUCCAACAAACUCCGGAUUCCUAAGGCAAUCGCCACAUUCACUGAGCAAGCUAAGUGCUAUGAUGUAAAAACUGGCAAGGCAGGCAAUUGGGGCUCCUACUUUUACUUUGGGGGUCCUGGGCGAAAUCCUGAUUGCCCUUAAUUCUAAAUGUCAAAAUUUUCUUUGACAUUAAUAUUGUUAAAAUCAAUCUCUCUAAUUUAUUUAUUUUUGUCUUUUGAUUCUCACGUCCGAACGGACCAAGUAUACACCGCUUGCAACUGUAGGAUAACCCUUUGGCAUUAUAGGCAUAGCCAGGCAUCAUCAUCAUCAUCCGUCUGCCCGUGUCUGUACUUGUGUGUAGGACCACACAUUUAAAAUACAAGAAAGUAUUUUAU
Molecule: messenger RNA, 1705 nt
Organism: Rubroshorea leprosula
Lineage: Eukaryota; Viridiplantae; Streptophyta; Magnoliopsida; Malvales; Dipterocarpaceae
Source: the annotation of a GenBank genome assembly